AUGUUUGUUCCAUCACUGCUGGCUGUGUUCCUGUAGCAUAGUUCAACCUCUAACCGCUACUAGUUUUCUAUACUCUUCUGCUGAGCCUUUUAUAUCUCUCCAGUUCUCUCCUCAGUCCUCCGAAACCUUCUCUCUCUCUCUUCUCUCUGUCUCUCUCUCUAGCAAACAUGGUGCAGCAACAGCAGCAGCAGCACAGAAUCUACAUCUUGCAGUUCAGGAAGGGCGAGCCGGAGCAGGAGGUGUCAUGCAAGGUGUCGCAACCCAAGGGCGCCGGUCGCCGGGUCACGUACUACUACCACGACUACGGCGGCGGUGGCAAGAACGGAAAGCCGGUGCACUUCAGGGCGCUCAACCUGCGGCGCUUCUUGGCCAUGCUCUUGCUCUCCUUCCUCUGCGUCGGCACGCUGUUCGUGGCUCCCGUGUCCUUCCUCUCCUUCGUGCACAGCGACGACGGCGGGGCGGAGGCGGCGGCGGCCACGGCCGCGCGGGGUGGGGGCGCGUCUGGGCCGUGCUCGGACGUGGGCAACGAUAGCCUCUGCUGCGACCGCACGUCCGAGCGCGCGGACAUCUGCUUUGCGAAGGGGGACUUGCGCAUGCACUCGGCGAGCGCGUCGUUCCAGCUCGUGUCCGGCAACUCAACGGUGGAGGAGGAGAAGAUACGGCCGUACACGCGCAAGUGGGAGGCCAACGUCAUGGCGACCAUCGACGAGGUGCGCCUCCGCCGCGUGUCCCCCGGCGACGCCGCGCGAUGCGAUGUGCGGCACGACGUGCCGGCCGUGCUGUUCUCCACCGGCGGGUACACGGGCAACGUGUACCACGAGUUCAACGACGGCAUCCUGCCGCUGUUCGUCACGGCUCAACACCUCCGGCGCCGCGUGGUGUUUGUGAUCCUUGAGUACCACGACUGGUGGAUCACCAAGUACGGCGACGUCGUGUCCCAACUAUCGGCGUUCCCGCCGAUCGACUUCACCGCUGACCGCCGCGUCCACUGCUUCCCCGAGGUAAUCUCCGGCCUCCGCAUCCACGGCGAGCUGACCGUGGACCCCGCGAAGACGCCCGAAGGCAAGAGCAUCGGUGACUUCCGCAGGCUCCUCGACGACGCCUACCGCGGCCGCGUCCAGUUCCUCGAGCGCCUAGAACGCCGCGCCGCUCGCAAGCGCCACCGCCGCGCCACCGUCCCCCGCGCGCAGCACGCGCCCCCGAGGCACGCCUCUCAUCAGGACAGGCCGAGGCUGGUGAUCGUGUCGCGGACCGGCUCCCGCGUGAUCGAGAACGAGGCGGACGUGGCCGCGCUGGCCGCGGACGUGGGCUUCGACGUGCACGUGAUCCGCCCCGACCGCACCACCGAGAUGUGCAAGAUAUACAGGGAGCUCAACUCCAGCGACGCCAUGGUGGGCGUGCACGGCGCGGCCAUGACGCACUUCCUCUUCAUGCGCCCCGGCAAGGUGUUCAUCCAGGUGGUGCCCCUCGGCACAGACUGGGCCGCCGGCGCCUACUACGGCGAGCCCGCGGCGCGGCUCGGCCUACGGUACGUCGGCUACAAGAUCCUCCCCGAGGAGAGCUCGCUGUCCCGCGAGUACCCGACUGGCGACCCCGUGCUCACCGACCCCGCCGGCGUCGCGCAGCGCGGCUGGGACGUGACCAAGAAGGUGUACCUGGACCGGCAGAACGUCCGUCUCGACCUGGCGCGCUUCCGGGAGGAGCUCGUGAGAACUCACCAGUACUUGGUCGCCGGCAGCAGGAGGCUGCCAAGAGCAAGCGUGUGAUCAAUCAAACAGUCAAUUUGACCUGGUUUAAUUAACAAAAAAAAACUCAGCUUCGCAUGCUAUAGUUUUACACCCUUUUUUUACACCUUUUUUUGGUUAUAUACUGACUUCACCUGACAAUUCUUUGCAUUUGUUUGUGUGCUCCUGUACUUGUGAUCGAUCCAUGGUUUACAGUCUGAACUUGCUGUGUAUACAUACUCAAUAAAGAAUCAAUUACAGUGAA
Molecule: messenger RNA, 1989 nt
Organism: Phragmites australis (common reed)
Lineage: Eukaryota; Viridiplantae; Streptophyta; Magnoliopsida; Poales; Poaceae
Product: xylan glycosyltransferase MUCI21-like
Exons: 1
Coding region: 168-1766 (532 amino acids)
Molecular function (GO): glycosyltransferase activity
Source: RefSeq, a predicted model, not a curated record